Molecule: messenger RNA, 5393 nt
Organism: Zeugodacus cucurbitae (melon fly)
Lineage: Eukaryota; Metazoa; Arthropoda; Insecta; Diptera; Tephritidae
Product: large proline-rich protein bag6-B
Exons: 12
Coding region: 731-4645 (1304 amino acids)
Cellular component (GO): BAT3 complex
Molecular function (GO): polyubiquitin modification-dependent protein binding; misfolded protein binding
Source: RefSeq, a predicted model, not a curated record
ACGUACGGUAGCAUUCCGGUUGCGGAGCAAAAGUCAAAUGCCGAUUUUUCGCUUGCGGUGAAAUUUGGUUGAGAAAAACAAUAAAGUAGUGUCUAAUUACAAUAAAAACUCAAAAGUUUAUAAGCUAGAGUGCAUGGAAAAGGUGCUACAAUUCCAAUUCUUGAGUGUAUAAACAAUUACGUUGAUAAAACUCUAAUGAAAGUGGUCUUAUUCCGUGCCGCUUAUAAGACUUUUUUUCCCAACCAUCAAUGCCUUGCAAGGUGCUCCGAUUGGAAGGCUCUGGGUGUGUGUGAAAGGAACGCAACUAAUAUAUUUGCACCGAAUGCAUUGAUAUAGAGUGAAAGUGAUAGCAUAUUUUUACCUCUGACUAGACGUUGCAAAUCUUUCAAAAUUAGCAAAAAAAAAAAACAUCGUGUUAAAAAAACACACACACAUAACUGUCAAAUAAACGUCAAUUGCGCGCAUUUGACAUUUUCAACGUUUGCAUUCACCGUCUGAUGUAAAAAACUUUCUGGAAAAAUAAAAAUUUUUCCCAACACCAGCAACAACAAAACAAACGGAAUAUAGUUAAAGUACGAAAAUAAUAAAAAACGCGCAUUAUAACGCAAAUAACCGUGCAUAAAUUAAUAAUAUUUCUGUGAUUACUAGACGCGUUUAGGCGCUAUACAACUUACACCACAUUAACCAACAUUUUCGGUGUUUCGUUAGGAAAGUGCCGUCAUCACGCAAAAUGUUAAUAAAUUUAAGAGUAAAAACGCUCGAUGCCCAAACGCAUGACUUUAAUAUUGACAAUGAGUUGACUAUUCGCGAAUUUAAGGACAAAAUCGCUGAGAAAACCAACAUUUCCGCAGACCAACAGCGUAUCAUUUAUUGUGGUCGUGUUCUUGCCGAUGAGAAACAAUUGAAAGAAUACGAUGUCGAUGGAAAAGUGGUACAUGUGGCUGAGCGUCCGCCGCCGUCACAGCGUGGUCCGUCAACUUCCAAUUCAACCGCAAACGAUACACCAAACACACGUGAGCGUACCAAUCGCGGUGGUAUGCGAAAUUCGCCUUUGUUUAGAGCACUGGAUGGCAUGGUUGUUGGCACGAUGGCAAUACCAAUGAAUCCUGUUCAAAAUAACGGUCAACAGCAGGUGAAUCCUUUUGCGGCUUCAUCUUCCUUUUGUAUGAACCGCAUAACAGUGGCUCGGCACAUGUUGGAUUGUGCAAAUAAUAUCGCCGCCUAUUUGGAAGAUCCGGAGAGGGGUCUCAAUAACACCUCUUUGGAUAUAUUGGCACGCGGUAACUGGACUAUGGAAUCAACUGUGGUGGAGGUCGGUUUCACAGCCGCAGACUUACCACAAAAUCAAAAUAUCGUAGAAAUGGUGCAAGAUGCUGUCUCCGCAGCGUUACGUCGUAACAACAACACAAACGUGACUGUUGUGCAAUUGCCCACAGUGUUUGGUUCCAGUGAGGGUGAAGCCAGCGUUGCGAAUGGUGCUGAAGGCGAAGCAAAUAUGGAUGCAACAGAGAGCGAGUCUGCUGCUGUUAACGUGGAUGGUGAUGUCGAUGCCGAUGCUGCUGCUGCUGCUGUCAUUAUAGAGGAUGUCAUUGAUGAUGCUUACGAAGGUGUGGGUGCUAACAUUAGCGUUGCUUCCGACACUACUGGUACUAGUACCGCAAAUAAUACCACUUCAUCCGCUAACACAACAACUUCAGAUGCAUCAACAACAGACGCAUCAAGUGCAUCUACAACAACGGGCACAAACACCGAGGAGAAUCCUGCACGUCGUCGCACCAAUACACGCGUUUUGGCUGAAGUGGUUGAACAAAUGCGCACUGUACAUACACGUCUCAAUCCAUUCAUACAGCAAUUCUACGAAUUGUUAAAUAAUGAUCCAACGUUCGAGGAAGAAAACACAACCGAACGCGAUAAUGCACAACGCCUUUACAAUCGUGUUUCCGAGGCGCUGCACUAUAUGUCGCAUGCACAGCAUGCUAUAUCCGACUUGAUGUUGGACGUCUCACAGCCAGCACCACGUUUUCUCACUUGUCGCCCCAUAUUGGUGGAGCAAAGCGGUUAUGUUAGUUCCAAUAAUUAUUUACCUGCUGUUGCAGCGGCUGCUGCCGCCGCCGCCACUGGUAAUAAUCAACAACGUCAACGUUCGCGCACUUUUACAUUACCACGUCACAAUCAUCCUGUCACCAUAACAACCAGUUCACCACCGACCACUGCAAGCGGUAAUGCUAACGGUACUGCAGGUAGCAAUGCUGCUGCUGCUGCCGAAGCGGGCAACAAUAGUGGUAGUAGCAAUGCUGGCAGUGGCGCCGCCGUUGGUAGCAGCGCCAAUAAUAAUCGUAAUAGUAACAGCACAACUGCAAGCGCCAGCGCAAGUGGCAGCGGUAGCGGUAGUUCCAUUGAUGAUCCGGUUGAUGAACCGCUGACCAAUCCGAAUGCAACGAGUACAGCGCCAGCAGCGAAUGCGGCCACGCAAAGCAACGAUGGUAGUGCCAUAGAGAUUAUGCUCCAACCGAGACGUGGAUUGUAUUUUGGCAAUAACCCGCAAGUGCAAAUGUCACGUCUGAUUCAGGCUAUGGUGAAUUCUGCGCCCAUCAACACCGAACUGCAUGUGCAAAUCCUACCACCCACCAUACUGAGUGUGCCAGUGAAUGCGCGUGCUGGAAACAAUGGCAAUGGAGAACAGCAACAACAGCGCGCCACCGCCGCCGCAAACGCCACGGCAGCAGCUGCGGCGAACAAUAGCAACAAUAAUGCAAGUGGCAAUGCCACAGGCAGCGGCAGCGGUAGCGGCGCCAACGCCAACAAUAAUCGCAACAGCAACAAUGCAGCACCAGCCGCUGGUGUCGUUUUGACACCUAAUAGCGGUUAUCGCCCGGUUUCCGCUUCCUUGGCAAUUGGCACGUUGCCAACCACAUCCACACAAACGCGUUCAACAUCUCGCCCGCAACUGCAGAUCGGCGGCUUGCCGGCUAACGGUUGGAAUGGUCGCUUUAUACCAGCCAAUAUGAUGUCCUCAUUCGAUCGUUUCCUUCCGUGCAAUAGUCACCACAUUCGGGAGCCGGAGAAUGGCAAUAACGGCAAUGCAGCUAACGCCAGGGCCCCGACGAAUGCAAACGCCAACGCCUCCAAUGCGAAUGCUGCCAGCAUCAAUAAUGCAACGCCACAGAUAAUAACCACGAAUUCGCCUAAUCCACGCUCUAUACGCGCAUUUGCUAAUCUUCUGCCGAAUGUACAUGCCACGCCCAUAGUAGGCGCUGCGCCUUCAGCCACUGCGCGCACCAAUGCAGCCCCACCGCCACCGUCAAUGCGUCCAGCCACACCUUUGUUCUCGUUCCGCAACUUAAUAUCUGCACGAAAUCGGAAUGCAGCAGCAGCAGCAACAGCUGCGCCAUCGACAUGGGGCAACUUUACAACUGCCACCAACUCUCCCGCCGCCGCCGCCGCCGCCGCCGAUUCCCCCGAUUCUCCCACUUCUCUCGAAUUCCCCACUUCCCCCACUUCUCCCACUACCCCCGUUUUCAACUUCCCAUCCAUCAUUGCUGCUCCCCCGGAGAACUACCGUCGGAAUUUGCGCGAACAGCUCUUGACUUUCGUGAAUCAGCACAUUUUCGCCGGUGGUCCAGUCAACGAGGAGACUGUGCCACCGGCGGUUAAUCGCGUCGUCGGCUGGUUUGGUGAAUCACUGGAAUUGUUGCCGCAAUACGAGAAGCCCGAGUAUGACUCACGUCAUUCGGUCGUGAAUAUUUUGCGUCACAUGUUGCCGCUAUUCAUCGAAGUCGUGCGCGACGAGCAGAGUAAUCUGGCCGCGUUCGAGCAGCGCAUCAAACGCGUUUGCGAUGACUUUGUCAAGCGUCUGUACAGCGUGUUGUAUGUGUGUGUGGGCCGCAAUAAUGCAGAACAAUAUUGGGUACAAUUGAGGCGUUUGCUCUUGGUGCCGACACGUUCGUAUUUCCGCGGUGAAGCACUACAUUUCUUAAACAGGUAUCUUCACAUUAAUCCAUCCACCACGGACACGGUUGAUGCACAACAAUUUAUUGUACACAGAGAUGUACCCAGUGUGGCGGAGAAAGAUGCACCGCUGGAAACUGAUGUGGAAAUGAUCGAUGUGGCGUCUACAUCCGAAGCAAACCCGCGUAGUAAAUUCUCAAUAGACAUCGACGACAACGACGACGACGACGAUGUAGAACCCGAAUUUACGCUUCCCGAACCAUUACCCCACGUAAGCGCCGGCUCAGAGCCGUGGCAUAGAAAUUUCCCCAUUGACUGGUUGCCGAUCAUAAGACAUGAUCUCGGUACACAAAGUGUAAAUCCGCCAAAUCAGACACCAUUCUCGGAUGCGUACAUAUCAGGAAUGUCGGCCAAACGAAGGAAAAUGAUACAGAACAAUAAACCGCCAGCCGAUAUUAACUCACUUAUCGCACGCAGCGUACGCAAAGCCAUACAGACGGUGGGACCACGUGCGUCCACGACAGCCGCCGCGGAAUCGCUCACAGCCGAGGAGAUCACAGAGGCGAUCGCCAACGAUGCGACGGUGAACACUUCGUUUAGGGAGGCGGUGCGCACAAAUGUGCGCGAACGCUUGCAGAAAGACAACAAUUUCAAAGCUGAUAAAUUUCCGCAUACCGCAAAGUUCAUUAACAAAUAGAAAUCAUAGUUGGGUGCUGCGUAGGUAAUGAGCAUAUAUACAGUUAUACUAUAUUUAAACAAGCAAAGCCGUUGUAGACGAAGAAGACGAAAAAAAAGUCGAAGAAAAGGUGGUGAGAAGGAAGGCAUGGAAGAACAUUAGCAUGUAUACGCGAAUUGCAACUAAACUCAAACGAAACUAAGUUAUAUAAUAAAUAUUGAUGAAAGAGAGAGGCGUGAAAUGUUGAAGCAAUUAAUGUGCAGUUGCUGGUACUUGUUAUACAAACAAACAAAAAAAAAAACAAAACAAAAACAAAAAACGUAAACAAAAAAAAAUUAUUUGAUUAUAUGUAACUAUAUUUUAUUUUUAUCAUUUUUUAAUUAAGUUUAUGCUUUUUCUUAUUGAUAACGUAUGCAUUGAGCGAAACAGGUGGAAAAAGAGAACAACCCUAGUGGAAAACAAAACAAACAAAAAAAUACAAAAUACUAAUUAAAAACAAACCAAUUGUACUUUAUACGAUAUUAAUACAUACAUAUAUAAAAUUAUAUUAAAAGAAGAAGAGAAAAGAAAAUCAUAAAUUGAAACAUUAAAAAAAAAGAUGUCACGCAUAUUGAGUACUAAGUUUAAUUAAGACAGCCAACCCACAUCUAGAGAAAGCAAAACAGACGCAUAACAAACAACUAUAACAAGUUUCACACAUUUAUGUAUAGUGCAUAUAAAGAAUAAGGCAAAUAAAAUAUAAUCCAAUGCACUUGUAUGUGCGAAUAAA